Messenger RNA from Mesorhabditis spiculigera, 570 nucleotides. The record is from the annotation of a GenBank genome assembly. Lineage: Eukaryota; Metazoa; Nematoda; Chromadorea; Rhabditida; Rhabditidae.
AUGGGAAAUUGCUCGACUCACGUCCACCAUAAUAUCGGCUUGAAUGAGGAGGAGAUCACGGCAGUCAAGGAUUCGUGGAACCGGGCAAAAAGCGAAAACAUUGGCCGCCAGAUCCUAGCCACUCUUCUCGAGAAAAAGCCUCAGUUUGCCGUGAUCUACGGAAUUCCGGAAGAUGCUGUCACAAAGAAGGCGAUGUAUACAAAUAAUCAGUUCCAGUUGCAGGCCUACAGAAUUCAAAACUUUCUCGACACGGCCGUCUCAUCGUUGGGCUUUUGCCCGAUGAAUUCGGUGUGGGAUAUGGCGCGUCGUAUCGGGCAGAUCCAUUUUUACAAAGGCGUUAACUUCGGAGCUGAUAACUAUCUGAUUUUUAAGCGCGUCACGAUUGACGAGAUCUUGGCAUUGGAUCUCGCCUCGACCUACAGCGAGUAUUGCCCGUUGAGACUUGGAUGGAAUAAAUUGAUGAAUGAAAUUGUUAAAGAGAUGAAGAAAGGUUUCCUCGAGGAGGCACUUGGGUCUUGCGGCGAUGAAAAUGGCAACAGAGCUUUGACCAUAGCCGGCGUUGACGAUCCG